Messenger RNA from Micropterus dolomieu (smallmouth bass), 1085 nucleotides. RefSeq names its product fumarylacetoacetate hydrolase domain containing 1 (gene fahd1). Gene Ontology annotation, molecular function: acetylpyruvate hydrolase activity. The coding region runs from base 144 to 890 and encodes 248 amino acids. The transcript has a single exon. Gene Ontology annotation, cellular component: mitochondrion. Lineage: Eukaryota; Metazoa; Chordata; Actinopteri; Centrarchiformes; Centrarchidae. The record is from RefSeq and is a predicted model, not a curated record.
ACGAAUUAAUUCGCAUACAGUAAAGCAUACGUGAGGUCUUUUAUCUUACCUGAUAAACGUGUCAAAUGCAGCAAAUAAUUGCUUUGGUUACAUAUAUUUUUGCGUUCUCUGUAUGUCCUUUCAGGCUUGCCGUAGGUUGAUUCAUGAACCACACUGUCGGUCAAAGUUUAGUUAACCUGCUGCUGACUGCUUCGGAGCGGCUGAAACCGUCAUAUUUCUCCAUAAUGACAGCACGAAAUAUAUCUCGAUUUUGGGAAUGGGGGAGGAAGAUCAUCUGUGUUGGGAGAAACUAUGCAGACCAUGCCAAAGAGCUAAAAAAUGCGAUUCCUACAGAUCCCGUCCUGUUCCUAAAAACACCUUCAGCGUAUGUAAGAGAGGGCUCCGCUAUCCUGGUGCCUCACUACACCAGCAACCUGCACCAUGAAGUGGAGUUAGGGGUGGUGAUCGGGAAAGGGGGCACAGCCAUCCCUCAGUCCGCCGCUAUGGAGCACGUUGCAGGCUACGCUCUGUGCUUGGAUAUGACAGCCCGGGACAUCCAAGACGAGUGCAAGUCCAAGGGUCUACCCUGGACCCUGGCCAAAGCUUUCAACACAUCCUGCCCGGUCAGUGAGUUCAUCCCCAAAGAGCGCAUUCCUGACCCGGGGAACGUGAAGCUGUGGCUGAAGGUGAACGACCAGCUGCGGCAGAGCGGCUGCACGUCCCAGAUGAUUUUCUCCAUCCCCUAUCUCAUCAGCUACAUCAGCGACUUCAUCACCCUGGAGGAGGGGGAUCUCAUCCUCACCGGGACCCCUAAAGGAGUCUCCGCCGUGCAGGAGCACGAUGAGCUGCAGGCUGGGAUCGAGGACGUUGUCACCAUGAGCUUCAGAAUAGACAGACAAAACCAUCAGUGAAACACUAAUGAGGCCAAAUACAUACGCAGACUCAUGAAGUGAGUGUUUUUACUGGAGAGUUGAAUAUAAUUCUUUUAAAUAUAUUUUCAAUACCUGGGUGGAUCAGCAGGUGGCAGUGCUGUGCCAUCAAGACCAUAUUUCUGAUCAAUUUUAUGCUGCCUUGUACAGAAUUUGGGAAUAAAUUUGCAAAAUACA